Molecule: messenger RNA, 2979 nt
Organism: Sorex araneus (European shrew)
Lineage: Eukaryota; Metazoa; Chordata; Mammalia; Eulipotyphla; Soricidae
Gene: PABPC1
Product: poly(A) binding protein cytoplasmic 1
Exons: 15
Coding region: 620-2530 (636 amino acids)
Cellular component (GO): nucleus; ribonucleoprotein complex; cytosol
Molecular function (GO): poly(U) RNA binding; mRNA 3'-UTR binding; poly(A) binding
Source: RefSeq, a predicted model, not a curated record
GUGCUUCCCCUUCUCCCCGGCGGUUAGUGCUGAGAGUGCGGAGUGUGUGCUCCGGGCUCGGAACACACAUUUAUUAUUAAAAAACCCAAAAAAAAUCUCAAAAAAGCUCUCAAAAAACCCUAAAAAAAAAUCUUUUUACAAAAAAUCCGCGUUCUCCUCCCCCGCCGGAGACUUUUUGUUUUAUUUUUAUUUUAUUUUAUUUUUUUCUUCCUCUUUUUAUAAAAAUCAAAAAAACCGGUGAAGCCGCCGAGACCGACCGACCCGCCCGCCCGCCGGCCCCGCAGCAGCAGCAGCAGCAGCAGCAGCAGCAGCAGCAGCAGCAGCAGCAGCAGCAGCUCCAGCUCCACGCAGGAAAAGCCAGAGCCCGAGGCCUUGCCCCGCUCGCGGCCCGGCCCGGACACCGCCACCCGCCCGCCCCAGCCGGCCCCGCAGCCCCGCCGCCGCGGCCGUUGAGUAGUUUUCGAUUCCGGGUGAAUUUUGUCCCUCUGCGCUCGCCCCCGCUCCCCUCCCCCCCGGCUCCGGCCCCCGGCCCCGGCACCCGCGCUUUCCUCCUCCUCCUCCUCGCCGUCGUCGUCGCCGAGAGGUCGCGGCCUGUGGCCCCGCGGGCAGCCGUGCCGAGAUGAACCCCAGCGCCCCCAGCUACCCCAUGGCCUCGCUCUACGUGGGGGACCUGCACCCCGACGUGACCGAGGCGAUGCUCUACGAGAAGUUCAGCCCGGCCGGGCCCAUCCUCUCCAUCCGGGUCUGCAGGGACAUGAUCACCCGCCGCUCCCUGGGCUACGCGUAUGUGAACUUCCAGCAGCCGGCGGACGCGGAGCGUGCUUUGGACACCAUGAAUUUUGAUGUUAUAAAGGGCAAGCCAGUACGCAUCAUGUGGUCUCAACGUGAUCCAUCCCUUCGCAAAAGUGGAGUGGGCAACAUAUUCAUUAAAAAUUUGGACAAAUCCAUCGAUAAUAAAGCACUGUAUGACACAUUUUCUGCUUUCGGUAACAUCCUUUCAUGUAAGGUGGUUUGUGAUGAAAAUGGCUCCAAGGGCUAUGGAUUUGUACAUUUCGAGACACAGGAAGCCGCUGAACGAGCUAUUGAAAAAAUGAAUGGGAUGCUUCUAAAUGAUCGCAAAGUAUUUGUUGGACGAUUUAAGUCUCGUAAGGAACGAGAAGCUGAACUUGGAGCUAGGGCAAAAGAGUUCACCAAUGUUUACAUCAAGAAUUUUGGAGAAGACAUGGAUGAUGAGCGCCUUAAGGAUCUCUUUGGCAAGUUUGGACCUGCCUUAAGUGUGAAAGUAAUGACGGAUGAAAGUGGAAAAUCCAAAGGUUUUGGAUUUGUAAGCUUCGAAAGGCAUGAAGAUGCUCAGAAGGCUGUGGAUGAGAUGAAUGGAAAGGAGCUCAAUGGAAAACAAAUUUAUGUUGGGCGAGCUCAGAAAAAAGUGGAACGGCAGACAGAGCUUAAGCGCAAAUUUGAACAGAUGAAGCAGGAUAGGAUCACCAGAUACCAGGGUGUUAACCUUUAUGUGAAAAAUCUUGAUGAUGGCAUUGAUGAUGAACGUCUUCGGAAAGAGUUUUCUCCGUUCGGUACAAUCACUAGUGCAAAGGUUAUGAUGGAGGGUGGUCGCAGCAAAGGGUUUGGUUUUGUAUGUUUCUCCUCCCCAGAAGAAGCCACUAAAGCAGUUACAGAAAUGAACGGUAGAAUUGUGGCCACCAAGCCAUUGUAUGUAGCUUUAGCUCAGCGCAAAGAAGAGCGCCAGGCUCACCUGACCAACCAGUACAUGCAGAGAAUGGCGAGUGUGCGAGCCGUGCCCAACCCCGUUAUCAACCCCUACCAGCCAGCACCUCCUUCAGGGUACUUCAUGGCAGCUAUCCCACAGACUCAGAACCGUGCUGCAUACUAUCCUCCUAGCCAAAUUGCUCAACUAAGACCAAGUCCGCGCUGGACUGCUCAGGGUGCCAGACCUCAUCCAUUCCAAAAUAUGCCCGGUGCUAUCCGCCCAGCCGCUCCUAGACCGCCAUUUAGUACGAUGAGACCAGCUUCUUCCCAGGUCCCACGAGUCAUGUCCACGCAACGUGUUGCUAACACAUCAACACAAACAAUGGGUCCACGUCCUGCAGCUGCGGCCGCUGCCGCGACUCCUGCUGUCCGCACCGUUCCACAGUAUAAGUACGCCGCAGGCGUGCGCAAUCCUCAGCAGCAUCUGAACGCACAGCCACAGGUGACCAUGCAGCAGCCUGCUGUUCAUGUACAAGGUCAGGAGCCUUUGACUGCUUCCAUGUUGGCAUCUGCCCCCCCUCAGGAGCAAAAGCAAAUGUUGGGUGAACGGCUCUUUCCUCUCAUUCAGGCCAUGCACCCUACUCUUGCUGGUAAAAUCACUGGCAUGUUGUUGGAGAUUGAUAAUUCAGAACUUCUUCAUAUGCUUGAGUCUCCGGAGUCUCUUCGUUCUAAAGUUGAUGAAGCUGUAGCUGUACUACAAGCCCACCAAGCUAAAGAGGCUGCCCAGAAAGCCGUGAACAGUGCCACCGGUGUUCCAACUGUUUAAAAUUGAUCAGGGACCACGAAAAGAAACUCGUGCUUCACCGAAGAAAAAUAUCUAAACAUCGAAAAACUUAAAUAUUAUGAAAAAAAACAUUGCAAAAUAUAAAAUAAAUAAAAAAAGGAAAGGAAACUUUGAACCUUAUGUACCGAGCAAAUGCCAGGUCUAGCAAACCGCUAGGCCUAGAUUACUUCUGAUUUAAAAACAACAAAAAAAAACAAAAAAAAUAGUAAAAUAUAAAAACAAAUCAAUGUUUUAUAGACCCUGGGAAAAAGAAUUUUCAGCAACGUACAAAAAUUUAAAGCAUUCCUUUCUUUAAUUUUGUAAUUCUUUACUGUGGAAUAGCUCAGAAUGUCAAAUAGUUCUGUUUUAAAUAACAGAAUUGAUUACUGAGCAAGGAAACGUAAUUUGGAUUAUAAAAUUCUUGCUUUAAUAAAAAUUACUUAAACAGUGUA